Ruditapes philippinarum (Manila clam) is the source of this 2001-nucleotide messenger RNA. RefSeq lists its product as uncharacterized. Lineage: Eukaryota; Metazoa; Mollusca; Bivalvia; Venerida; Veneridae. The coding region runs from base 5 to 1657 and encodes 550 amino acids. The record is from RefSeq and is a predicted model, not a curated record. The transcript has 11 exons.
CUUGAUGGAGACAGAAAAAAAUGACUUUAGGCACAGAAAUGGCUCCCAAUCGUCCCCAUUCAAUGACUAUUAUGGUUAUACUGACUUUAUAAAAAGUUGGAGAUUACUAGAUGAGGAAAACUUCUUACAUAAUGACAACCGUGUUUUAGAGAAAUGGAAUGUUAACAAUGGAGAAUCCCUGGAUGAAGCUUGUUCGAAUGGUCACUCAAUAUCUAAGAAUAAAUGUCAGUUUGGCGGAGAGAAGAGAAAACGGCGAGAUGUCGUCACAAGGAUUGGAAAAGAAAUAAAGUCAAGUAUUAAUAACAUGAGAGUGUGUAAAUACAAAGUCACGAAGAAUCGACGAUCACCUAUAACAGUGAUUUUACGGGUGAUUUGCUACUUAAACCUUCCUCAGGAUUUGACGGUCAGCGCCUGUACAACACUAGAGACACAAUUUACGGUAAUAAACGGGUACGUUGGCGGCACGGUUUAUAUCGAGGGAACGACACAAAACUUUGACAGCUGUCAUCAUACUCUAGCAGGAAAUACAGCAGACGUUUUCCAGCUCACCUUUGAAACAUGUGGUGUGACGUAUGGUUUUCUUGCAUCGUCGAACACGAUCGAUUUCUACGUUGUUGUUACACAGUACCAGUUCGUUAAUGUUAACUCAGAUCCUCGGUUCCACGUUCGAUGCACAUUUCAGGAAUCUACACACACCGCCGAUAUACAAGUGGAGUCAGUGACGGCUGAUAAAAGUGGUACCGAGAAACGGUUCAAUACAGAUUCAUAUGCUGAUAUUUCACUAUGUAGGAGCACUUUAAAUGGAACUUGUGACCCAGUAACGUAUUCUAACACAGUAACUAUGGGAGACCAACUGACACUGCGUUUUGACUUAUCUCCACAAGUCCCCAAUUAUGAACUGCGUGUAGACGAAUGUUUCUUUGAAGCAAAGGAUCAACAAACAGGCAUGAGUGUUUCAAUGCUUCAGCUUUUGGAUAUCCAAUCACAUUGCUCUGAAUAUUCAAUAUUCCCUGACUUUGUACAUUCCACGAUGACGAUAACAAGUUCCGGUGGAAACGUGUUUGAAGUGCCGUAUGCCGUGACGUCAUUUACGGCGUUUAUCCCAAUUACAAUAACAAAAGCGUUAGCACUAGUUGAUCUUGACCUCGUAAUUGGCUGUAAAGUCGCAAUUUGUUUUAGUGGAAGCAACGAUUGCACUGUGCCCACGUGCGGAGGCGCGCGAAAGAAACGUGCAGAUGAAGCGGACUCGAGCGGGCAAGUUGCCAAUAACACCCAGAUAUGGCUGUAUGAAGGUUUCAAAAUGCAGAUAGGAGAUCAUAAAAGUACACAGAUAGAACAAGGGACUAAUGGUGUUGGUUUGUUACCUGUAGAACCGGGAACCAGUGAUAUAUGCUUGAAUAAACAGGAAUUCUGGGGUAUACUGUUGAGUUUACUGUUCCUGAUAGUCUGUGCUGUUACUGGAUUUUGCUGUUUCUUCGUUAUAACAAAGAGACAACAACGGCGGAGAAAGCUGAUUUAUGACGACAUUUUCUCCUCCGCGUCUGUCACUAAGACAAACUCCGUGUCAAGUUCGAGUCAGUCCACUGUUGAGCAACCUCAUUUUCUACCUAGAUAUGUAGCGUACUCUCUAAAACCAAAUAAUUCUUUGAAAUAUUAAACUGCAAAAUGAUUCCUUAAAAACCAAAUAAGACAAUAAAAGUGUAGAAGCCAAAAUGCAACAGAUUUUCUUGAAGAAAGUAGAAACAAAUAUUUUUUUUUAAAUUAAUGUUACAUCGCAAGACUCGACCAUCUAUCGCCAAACUAAAUUUCUUAAUUAAUAACUUUAAUUGCUACUUUAGUUAUGGGAAUAGGUCUGUAAAAGGUACAUGCAUGUUAAACUGAUGUUUGAUAAUUAUGGUUUAUACCUGAAUUAGUUUUAAUUUUGUCAUAAAAAUAUUUUCGUUUUUCUUUACAGCAAAAUCAUUUACAAUUUUUGAUCAACGAGAUGAAAAAUUUCGUAUA